Myotis daubentonii (Daubenton's bat) is the source of this 2969-nucleotide messenger RNA. It is a transcript of the gene ZNF300, whose product is annotated as zinc finger protein 300. Gene Ontology annotation, biological process: regulation of DNA-templated transcription. Gene Ontology annotation, molecular function: RNA polymerase II cis-regulatory region sequence-specific DNA binding; DNA-binding transcription factor activity, RNA polymerase II-specific. Lineage: Eukaryota; Metazoa; Chordata; Mammalia; Chiroptera; Vespertilionidae. The record is from RefSeq and is a predicted model, not a curated record.
UGUUUUGAUAAAGUGUCCCUGUCAUGGGAGCGCUCACGUCCUCUGAACCAGUUCAGUCCUGUCUGCACGCCUCCAACUGGGACUGAGAAACAUUUACCAGGCAUCCGUUCUUUUAGAAGAGAGCAGAAAAGGAUGAAGUCCCAAGGGUUAGUAUCAUUCAAGGAUGUGGCUGUGGAUUUCACUCAGGAGGAGUGGCAGAAACUGGACCCUGCUCAGAGGACCCUGUAUAGGGAUGUGAUGCUGGAGAACUACAGCCAUCUGGUCUCAAUGGGGCACCCAGUUUCCAAACCCGAUGUAAUCUCCAAGUUGGAACAAGGAGAAGAUCCAUGGAUCAUUAAGAAAGACAUAUCAAAUUGGAUUUAUCCAGACAGGAAGAGUAACCUUGAAAACCCCCAAUCAUGUAUUUUUGGGUCUUUUUCCUUCCAUAAUAAGACACUGAAAGGAGUCACAAAGGAUGGUUCAUUGUACUCCAUUUUAAAAGUAUGUCACGCUGAUGGCCAGCUGCAGAGAUGUCCACAAAAUCAAGACAGACUUUUCAGUCAAGUAACAGUUAUCAGUAACAACAGAGUGACUGUGGAGGCAGGCCAUAAAUAUAAGGCAUUGGGGAAAAUGUUUCAAGAGUUCAUAGAGCCAGAUACUUCAAGACAAAGACCCCAUAACUAUGAUGAAUUUAAAAAGUACUUGAAAUCUAAUAUUGGCCUACCUAGUUGUAAUGAGAUUGGUUCAAGAAAAAAUCCUGAUGAGAGAUUUGGAUGUGAAAAAUCAUCUAGCCACAAUGUGUCCAAUUCUAAUCUUGAGAAAAUUCAAAAUGGAGUAAUACCCUGUGAUGGUAAAAACAUUUUAACUAGACAAUCUCUUCUUCAUUAUAAGAAUGUUGAAACUAAAGAGAAAACUUGUGUAUGUAUUACAUGUGGAAAAGGCUUUGCUAAGAAGUUACAGCUUAUUGUACAUCAACGAAUUCAUACUGGAAAGAAACCAUAUGAUUGUAGUGCAUGUGGGAAAGGGUUCAGUGAGAAGUUUCAUCUCAUUGUACAUCAGAGAACUCAUACAGGGGAGAAACCUUAUGAAUGUUCUGAAUGUGGAAAAGCCUUCUCUCAAAAGUCAUCUCUCAUUAUACAUCAGAGAGUCCAUACUGGGGAAAAACCUUAUGAAUGUAGUGACUGUGGGAAAGCCUUCUCCCAGAAAUCACCCCUCAUUAUACAUCAGAGAAUCCACACUGGAGAGAAACCUUAUGAAUGUAGAGAGUGUGGUAAGGCCUUCUCCCAGAAGUCACAACUGAUUAUACAUCAUAGAACUCAUACUGGAGAGAAGCCAUAUGAGUGUACUGAAUGUGGGAAAGCCUUCUGUGAGAAGUCCCACCUCAUUAUACAUAAAAGAAUUCACACUGGAGAGAAACCCUACAAAUGUGCUCAAUGUGCAGAAGCCUUCAGCAGGAAGACAGAACUCAUCACACACCAGUUAAUUCAUACUGGGGAGAAACCUUAUGAAUGUACUGAAUGUGGGAAGACCUUCUCCCGGAAGUCACAGCUCAUCAUACAUCAGAGAACACAUACUGGAGAGAAACCCUACAAAUGCAAUGAAUGUGGAAAGGCCUUCUGUCAGAAAUCACAUCUCAUUGGACAUCAGAGAGUUCACACAGGAGAAAAACCUUAUAUAUGUACUGAAUGUGGGAAAGCCUUCUCUCAGAAGUCCCACCUCCCAGGACAUCAGCGAAUUCAUACAGGAGAGAAGCCUUACAUGUGCGCUGAAUGUGGAAAGGCCUUUUCUCAAAAGUCAGACCUUGUUUUACAUCAGAGAAUUCAUACUGGGGAAAGACCCUAUCAGUGUGCUACAUGUGGAAAAGCCUUCAUACAGAAGUCACAACUCACUGUGCACCAGAGAAUUCAUAACAGUGGAAAAACCAUAAUGAAGUGAACACAGAAAAGCUUUCAGUAUUAGCUCAAGCCUUAAUAAAUACUAGAAACCUGAGUAAUUUGAUAAAUUUGUGGAAGACAUCAUUAUACAUAAAAUUUUACAAAAUAAUUCAUGUCUGUAGUGUGAUGAUAUGUAAUUUAGCAAAGAUGAUGCAAAACUUAAUCUACAUGGCAUGUAUAGCUUUGAACUGAAUGGUCAAUAGAACAAAUUAUGUAUACAGAAUGAUGUCAAGUUACAUAUUCCUUAUUACACAAUAUAAUAAUAACCAGACAUUGUGAAAUUGCUAAUAUUAACUUAUCAUAGUUUUGGCCAUACAGCCAGACCCUAUAGAGGACAUGGAGAAAGCUUGAAUAAAAAAAAAGUCCUAGAAAUUGCAUUAUAAGGAAGAGCUUAGCAUGACCCCUAAUGAUACUUGUAAAAUUCUUGUGCAGUGAUGGGAAGAGAUAGUUAAUUAAAUGCAAUAAAGGUGAUGUUUAUAUGUUUCCCCAUCUCAAGCAUAUAGAUUGACCUGUAUCUCUGGAAGUGUCCUGAACCUUGAAAUGGGUGCUUCUUGACCAGGUAUCCCCUUUGUUUCCUUCACUGGGAAUUUGGAAUUGUGGAAAGACUUUGGUACAAAACCAGAUGGUCUUGGGUUUAAAUCCUGGCUCAGCUAUUCAAAGAUCGUGUGACUUCAGGCAAGCCUGCUUUGCCCAUCUGAAUAUUUUUUUCUUAUUGGUAAAUAAAAGUGUAAUACAGAGCAGAUUUUUAGUUAAUAUUAGUCCUCUUUAAUACUCUCUCUCCUGCCAUAACAGGGUGCUAAUGUCUAAAAGACACAUCUGUACUUGCACUUCAGACACUCUUGCUUUUGAUAUCUCGUUCCUAUGACUGGCUCAUUUACUGUCUUUGGUCUUGGUGGCCUUGCUUAUUGCCAUGUUAAAGUGACAUUUUAUAUUUUAUUAUACUCUUAUUAUGUUUUACAUACACUUGCAUAAACUGUGGUGACUGCACAUAAAGACCCAGUCUAAUAUCUCUUCAGUUCCUUUCUGACCCCUGCCCUGCAGCCUCAGCUGUUCUCC